AGGAAUUGAUCGGUGUUUUUUAUUUUUAUUUUCUUUUGGGAAUGUGGGUUUUGUUGCUCUUGAUUUUCUCCGAAGAGGGUAUCCUGCAGUUUUUGUUCUUGUUUUCUCACCAGUCAAACAGAGCUUUAGCUUUGUAUUAAUUUUCUGUUUUUUUUUUAAUUAAAAAUUUGGGUUCUUUUGUCGGUUUUUGAGUAGUCUUGGGUAUUAGCAAUCCAUCGUUUUCGUUAUUAACGAGUUUGUAGAUAUCACUGUCACAGUGUUGCAUAUAUCUUGUUAUGUGUAAUGAAUGAUGUGUAUGGUAUGGUUCUCUGUAUUUGCUUGUGUUUCUAUUAUGGGUUCCACGAAGUGGAAUUAUGUGUAGUUAGCAUCAAAUUUAGAAAAAUCGAUAUAUAUUUUAAAUGGCAAGUGGAGUUUAGUCCACUGUUGUCUCUGUUUUGGAAGUGAGGAGUAGCUUUCCAUCAUCACAUUGUUCAUUGAAUUAAGAAGUGGAUGGGUUUGAGCAAGUCUAUGUGUAUUUCCUUUUGUGCAAUGCAUUCAAUAAUUUCCCUUUCACGUGGCUUUCUUCCAUAAUCCCUUCUGGACAAUGUCAAAAUUGUGUUCCAUUUUUUCUGGAUCAAGGUUUCCAUUUAUGUUUGGUGCCAUGAAAAAACGGUGUAUCCCCUUUAAUAGUAAAGGAGAAACUUCUCUAGCAUUAGCAUAUGGGUGAAACAUCAGAGUGAAGUGUGAAGUUUGAGUGAGUAUUUUGCCAUGCCAAUCAAUAUACAGCCAAGUAAUGGAUUGUUGAAACCUGUUGAGGACAUGGGAUUUAGCUUGGAGUUUAGAAAGAGCGGUUCAAAACAGCAUAGCAGUUCAAAGACAGCUAAAGAAAGUUCUUUAUUGCCCCAUUCAAAACGAAGUUCGAAGGAUGCUGAUAAAUUGAAGUCAAAGAGUGGUGUUGGUCCACAAUGCAGUGAUCUCAAACAGAAAGGCAAGCUGGAUUCAGAAGGGAAGGUUUCGAACUGCGAAACUGCAAGGAAAAGAGCAACAGAAAGUGAUGAACUUGUCAAGCACAUGUCUAAUUUGCCAGGUUAUCUACUGCGUACCAAUAGAGUUGAAAACUUUCAAGAGAAAGCUUUCAAUGUUGGUGUUCUAGAUUGGUCUCGACUUGAGAAGUGGAAGCACAAGAACAAGCAUAUCCCCGUAUUGCCUAGUAAUUUCACAUUAUUCAAAAGCAUCGAAUCAUCAUCAAGACCAGCGAUGAAACUAUCAACCAGUGUUGGCAGCAAAGAAAAACUCAAUGAUAAGAGAAGUUUGCCUUCUCCAUGCAUCAGGCCAUCUUAUAGUGAAUCCCUUCCUGAAAGUGCCAAACUUCCUUUUCAUGAUGUCAAACGACUUGAAUCGUCCAAAAGUGUAACUAAGAGCAUUGGAGAUGAGAAAAAAAUUACACCCCAGCAAUUCGAGUCCUUUGGCAAAACUCACUCAGAUAUAUCGCUUGAAAAGGAGAGGAGGAAUGACUAUAGUAAAAGAACUUCACAAGUAAAAAAUUUUGCCUCAAACACGAGGCUCCAAGGAAUCUCAUCUGUUCCUAAUGAAAAUGCAAGUGGUAGUAGGGAUGAUGGAGUUAAGCAGAACAUGGAGGGUAUGCAAAAGCAUAACCAAAAGAAAAAAGAGAGAAAUCAUCAGUCCAGCUCUGAUAUGGGACAGCCAUCAGUAAAAUCAAAAGGCAGAUGGGUCUCAACCAGUUCUAAGAAAAUGAGUUUCACCUCUAGUGAAACCAGGAAAAAGGUGGAUCUGCUGCAUGAACCAGAUUUUGACAUUGAUCGUAAACACUGCCAUAGCAAGCCAAGUAAUAUUGUGCUGCUGUGUCCCCAAGAAAUUCCCCAAUCAAGUUCUUCAGAGGAUUUUCAGCUUUCUGAAUCAAGAACAUCCUCAGACGAAAUCUUCUCAGAAUCAACCAAAAGUAGUUUGUCAUACGUUUCCCUUCCUGAAAAUGUUUACUCUGAAGAUGGAUGUUCUGAAAUACCACUAUCAGGUUCACUGCGUUCUGUAGUUGACCAUUCUUCUACUUUGGAAACAAUGCAACACAGAAUUAGUGCUGAUCUUGGUAUAGAUCAUUCUUCUGUUUUGUCUGAGACACCAGCUUCCAUAAUAAAUAAGAUGUCUAGUCUGCAAUCUGUUGGUGCUUGCCUUGAAAAGGAUAUGUUAGACACUAAGCUGAGAGAUCGGUAUGCUUUUGGUAAGUUGAAGGAAUCACUAGACCAAGAAACUGCUGAGAUGACAGCUCAGAAGGAAAUGAAUCCAUCCCACAAUCGUCGGUUUAGCUUCAGCUUAAGUCGGAUUGGAAGAAGUUUCAGUUUCAAAGAGGGGCCAACGCUUCCACAACUUAGCUCCAUGCAUGUCAGCGCAAAGUCAGGUCCGGUGACGCCACAAACUUCUGUUCGUUGGGACAAUCCAAGCAAAGACGCUAAUAGUCAUAACAGAGCCAGGUCAAGCCCCUUGAGGAGGUUGUUAGACCCUCUAUUGAAGCACAAGGCAUCAGACAAACACCAUUCAGCUCAAAGCAGUCAGGCACUAGAAGGAAGCUUGAAUUCAAGCUUCAGGACUAUUGGUAUCAAUGAAUCACUGCUGGCUGAAAAGAGUAAAGGAUCACCAGUUCAAGGUCUCCUGCAGCUUACAAUAAAAAAUGGAGUGCCCUUGUUUAAAUUUGUGCUCAACAAUGAAAGAAAGAUUUUUGCUGCUACCAGGAAUAGUUUAGCAUCACUGGAGAAGGGUGAUUUAGGCCGCAGUUUUACAUUCUACCUGGUUAAUGAAAUUAAGAAAAAGAGUGUUGGAUGGAUGGGUCAUGGAAAUAAAGAAAAAAACUGUGGCUAUGCCUACAAUGUUAUUGCCCAGAUGAAGCAUUCUAGCUCUAAAAUCACAGAACCAACCAAUCAAAACUCCAAUAGAAAGCAUAUGGUUAAAGAAUAUGCUCUAGUGGGUGUUGAAAUUGGCCAGACAGAUCAAGGACCACCUAAGUUCAUCCAGAGCGCGGAGCUUGCAGCUCUUGUUAUUGAGACCUCAUGUGAAAAAGGCAAUGAAGGACUGCAUGGUGAUGACAACAUGCUAAAGAAAGAAUGCUCAAAGUGCUUGGCAGAUGAAAGAUGCCUGUGCAGUUCUGGACAAAAUGAUGCCUCUGGUUGCACUACAGCUAUACUUCCGGGCGGUGUACAUGGUUCACCAAACAAAGGCGAUCCUACACCAUUGAUCUAUCGAUGGAAAACCGGGGGAUCAUGUGAUUGUGGGGGUUGGGACAUUGGUUGCAAAUUGCUUGUGCUCUCCAACCAGAAGCAGAGUUCAAGUAUUCCAAAGAGCUAUAAACCUUAUCAUGAUCGUUUUCAACUUUUUGUUCAGGAAGGAGCUGAGCAAGAUACACCACUUUUCACUUUGUUGCCACUGAAGGAUGGUUUCUACUCGGUUGAAUUCAACUCAACAAUAACUCAUUUACAGGCAUUUUUCAUUUCAGUUGCCGUUUUAAGCUGCCAGAAACUGCCAGGUUCCUUGGAAAUGGGUAGCAUGCAUGAAGAGAUCCUUAAGGAACCAAAUUCCAAUAACAACAGCAAACAUCAGGGGAAAGCACCUUUAAAAUAUGCUCCAAUGCCACCACUAUCCCCUGUUGGCAGAGUUUAAAUUCACAAGAUGUGUUUUUUUUUUUUUAGUUGUUAAUACUUUUAAGAUCUUCAAGUAGCUGAGCAAUAGCAAGUUAUUGCAAUCAAUUGUGUCAUAAAUGUGAUUCUUGCACUUGAAUUUGUACACUUUUAUUUUACACCUAUCUUUUAUAUGAACAAGGGAUAGAUGGGGAAAAAAGGAAAAUGUGAUUUUUUCUUCCUCUACCUUGUUUAGUGUAAAAGGUGAGUAUAAAAUGAAAGCGUAGAAAAUCAAGUCCAAGGAGUAACAUUUUUGUUUCUCUAUUCUCUUCAGUUUUCCUCCCAUACAUGCAAAUCCAGUAUAGAAAUAGACAGAUAGUCCAUUCCACUGGAAUAUUGUGGCAGAAAAUGGGAUGGUUGUUGUAUUCUGGUAAUCAUUGUACAAAAGAAACCUCUGCAGCAACACCAUCUUUGUACAAAACGAAACUUAAAUAAAUAAAAUCAGCAGGGUUAUCAUCUGCACUAC
This is a messenger RNA of Cajanus cajan (pigeon pea), 4128 nucleotides long. RefSeq lists its product as uncharacterized. NCBI's taxonomy places the organism in Eukaryota, Viridiplantae, Streptophyta, Magnoliopsida, Fabales, Fabaceae. The record is from RefSeq and is a predicted model, not a curated record.